AGGUCGCCGCCGCCACUGCCUUCCGCAUGGACGGCCUCCUGAACUGUUUGCGCGCCGCCACGGCCUUCUUCGUGGCCGGCCUCCUGAACUGUCCCAUCCUGGCCUUCUGUGCUAUUGGCCCCCAGGCCGGCCACCUGAACUAUGUUUCGGACUCCCAGUCCCCUGUGUGUUUUGUUAACGUUUUGUUUGGGACUCUGGGGCCUCCAUUUUUUUCCUGGUCCAGUCCCUCUGUCCUGGACCCCCUACCGCCCACCCGGGUCUGGUGGUGUUUUUCUGUGGCUGUCGGGAGCCAGCCCUUGGGGGGUACUGUCAUGAUCCUGAGUCCGUGACUUGGUGAUUUUGUGUUUGGUGUAUUUAUUGUUAUUAUUUUCAUUAUUAUUUGUGGGCUGUUUUGUGAUGGUUUGUGUUUUGUGUUUUAGAUACUGGGUUUCUGCGUUUCUGCUCCCUCUGUUGGUCCCUGGUGUUAGUGUUCCCCUGUCUCGUCAGGUUAAUGAGGUCCAGCUGUGUCUUUCACCUGUGUGUGUGAUUUUUCCCAGUGUCCCUCUGUGUAUUUAUAGUGUGUGUUUGCCUCUGUUCCUCGUCGCGUCGUCUGUGUUCAUCCUCUGUGUUACCCUGCGUACUCUGCAUUUCUCCGUGAAUCCCCUGCGUGCUCUCCCUGCUGUCCUCCCUUCAUGUUCAGGUUUGCUACUCUUUGAUUUAGUUUCUCCCAGUUUAGUUCAUCCUUAGUUGUGUUUUGCCAUCAUCACUUUAUGUUCAGUAUUCUUAAUAAAUCACCCUCACAUCUGAAUAAGUGCUGCAUUUGAGUCCUCCUUCCACACAUCACACGGCUGCUGCCCCAAUUGUGACAGACAUGGUAGCUACAGAAGUUUUUACAACUCUUCAUUAUGUGUGUGUGUUCACAUGUGUAUAUGUGGCCCUAUAGUAGCUCCACUUGAGAAGCAAAACAAAAAAGUUAAGUGCUGUAGUGCUGGAGGGUUGGCAGCAGAGUUUCAUAAUUUCAUUGCGUCUGUAAUGUCAUGAAAAGUAAGCUUCACCAACCACAAAAGCUGAGUUUCCUCUUACAUUUUUGACUAGCUGCUGCGUCACACACUAACCUUGCCUCACUUCACACAGAUAAACAGAAAAAGAAAGAACGUUUACUGUAAUACUUCAUAAAGGAUAGAGAAAUAUCUUAUUUUCCAUCAUGCACACACCAAACAUCACCACAGAAGACCGGAUAUAUGGCUUCAUUAUGGUGAUAGGUCUCGCCUCUCAAAGUGGCUCACUGGAUUCGUCUUCGCUGUCACGUCUCAAAUCACCCAAUGUCGUUUUCAUGGUCAACCUGGUCAUCUCAGCCUGCUGCUCAUCCUCACUUUGCACAUGAGGGUCCCCUUUCACGCCACAGGCACUGUGUGUGUGGUCAAAUGAAUGGCAGCAGCCUCAUGGCCCUCUGCUCACUUCUAUGGCUGCAAAUAAUGUGUCAGCAUUAUGUUUUGGGCAUUAUCAGGAAAGAUCUGUGUGAGCAGAGCAAUUGGUGGAAAGUUAACAUUAGGUAUUCACAUAUUCUGACAGUUUUGUUAGUUUGUAAAACAAUAAUUGUACAGAUCUACAUAAUGCUGCUUUGUAAAUAUAGACCAUCUAGUAUCCGCUUAGUACAAAUAAGGGGAAUUUUCAACCACACAUUGGGCAUAAAGUGGUAAAUGGGUGAUUGCUGGCAGAUAAAGAGCCCGCUUCUGGCAGUCGUCCAGUACUGUGCUAUGCGUUUCCCAUGUGGCUGACUGAUAUCUUAUUUGGAAAGUUAAAUGGGCAACAUUUAGUUACUGUAAUAGCUUAUUUUUUUUUCUGUAUUGACACAUUAUCAUUUGCUAAUUCAGUGAUAAACUAUACCUUUUACUCUACGCAUAAAAAUAAGACAUGGUUAACUGGUAGAGCCCUAUGAGGUAUGUUUACUAUAUCAUACCAACCAUGUAUUUAUUUAAUUUAAAGCAAAGCGGUAACACUUUGUUCACAGGCAGAACAUUCCAUUUAUAGUAGUGUUUUUUCUGUAUUUUAACAGUUGUGGUUAGACAGGUUUUUAGUCCUGUCCUCUUUUUCUUUGGUUUUGCACUUAAAGUUUUGCAUGAAUUCUGAUAAAACUUUGUAGGUGUGUGGAGUGGGAUUAUAUUAACGCUUAAUUAAAAUUUGGCUUACAUCCACCAAGGUCUUCAAGGUCAACUUUAAUGAUUUAGUGGGUGAAGAAAGCCUUAUAACUUAAACUAUGGUUCUUACAAGUAUGGUGUGUAUGGUCAGCAAAUAGAAAGCAUUGCAUAAAGAUUUAAAAUAUCAUGUCACAUCUGAUCCCUGACGUCUCCUUCAAGGUCCAGAGACUGAUCUGAAGUGAUAGCAAUGCUACUGUAAACUGUAGUAUAAUAUUAUAGAAUCAGCUCAAGUCAUUCAUGUCCUGUUAUACACGUUACCCAUUAGCCACUGCUACAAAGUCUUUGUGUAAUCAAAGUCAAUUCAAUUCAAAUUCACAAUUCAUUAAAAAGCAACUGUAUUUGUCCCUAAGGGGCAAUUAAAAAGACAAUUAAAUAUCUGUCCUGCUACCCUUAUCUGAUUUUUGCUAUACUAUGAACCUAUUAAAGUAUUUUAAAAAGAAAAGAACAAAGAGAACAAGAUGGAUAUAUGUAGAAUACAGCACUGUUCCCUUAUAGGGUGAGCUGGAAGGAGACAAACUGUCUGUCUGUGCUGUCUGGGUACCUCGGCUUUGUCCCACAGUCCAAAGGCAUGCUUGUGAAGUUAACUGAUUAUUCUAAAUUGGCUGUAGAUGUGAAUGUGAGCAUGAAUACUUCUGUCUCACUGCAUUUGUAUUGUGAUAGACUGGUGACCUGUCCCUCCUCUCACCCACUGACAGCUGAGAUAGACUCAAGCCCAAAUUAGAAAAGAUGGAACUGGAUGGAUGGGUUUACAAGCAUACACGGGAACACUGGUGUACUGCCUGAUGGUUUUCCAUAAGACCAGAGAUCAACAACCUACGGCUCUUUCGCCCCUGAGCUAUGGCUCUUACCUGGCUUGCAGAUUUGGGUAAAAAAAAAUAUUAAAAAAGUAAAAUUAAAUAACAUUUGAAAUGUUACAGGUAUAGUCUCCCCUUUAGGAAAGUAACCUGAUGGGUAAUGUAUUCUGUGCCAGAGGCUGAAGUGGAAGACAGGCACAUGCGCGCCAGCGACUGAGUGAAGUGCAAUGAAGUUUACGGAGAUUGGGAAAAAGAAACCUAUGCUUAUAGUACUAGCUAGUGCAACCAGAGGGGCAUGUAAAGGACCCAUUUCUAAGUGAAAUGUUAGUAGGCUAUACCAGACCAGGAAGCUAUAGCAGCUACGAGAUGAACUCUGACUCACACAGGCACUUGAACGCAGAAGCUGGCAGUGUUAAAUUUACCUCAAAACCUACGUGGGCAUACCGACGUGAUCUGUGCGUAUCAGGUGAUUCGUCCACACGUAUGUAAGGUUUUGUGAGCGAGCGAGAGAGCUGUUUCGUGUAGUCUUAUACGUUUGUACGCACAAAAAGGCUUUUGAUAGUCAAAAUGAUCGGAUUCUUGAAGCUGAUCUUAAUAAAUUAAUUAUUUACUCAGGUUUGGAUGUACGCGUUUGUAAAAUAGUUUUACGUGUGGUCAGAUAUUUCUGUGUGGAUUGAAGCACGCGCGUGAGUCCUCUAAAGUUACACACGCAUCAUUGAAUACGUUUGUAAAGCUUAGUUUACGCUUUUGAGACAUAUUUCUCUCCAUAUUUCGGAGGCCUGCAUAUCUUGAGAUCCGCAUAGCAAUGCGAGCAGGUUUUCUCAAACAUAAACUACAGGAAGUCCAAACACCUUCUUGCAGCCCUGAUAUGGAAAUCAAACAAAACAAAGUGAGAACACUAUUAUUUAAUAUGCUGUCAUUUUCAAUCACAAAAUAUCUAUAAUACCUUUUGCAAAUAUCUGUAUAUGUUCGACCCUGACCUCAAGCUGUUUUAUUGUUGCCUGUUGAGAAGAGGACAGUACACUGAAAUAGACUGAAGUCAUAAUUUCAUGCAAAAAGCUUUCAUGAUUACUCUUUUUAUUUUAAAAUUAUUACUCCACUGCUACAUUUUAUUUAUUUGAAAGUGGGCUGUUUGUUAUUUGAUGAAUUUUCCAUAAGGUGUGAACUCAAAUAGACCUGUGGGUGGAGAGGCUAAAAUGUGUUUUUUUGAUGUUAAAGGUUGCCGUCCCCUACAUUAGACAUAGCCAUAUUGCGUUAACAAUUUGUUUAAAAGUCCUACAAUGUCACAUCCAAAAAGUUGGGACACUGUCCCAAAUGUCAAUAAGACAUGUAAAAUAUUUACAGUGAGAAAGUUGGAAUCUGAUUGCAGCAAUAUAUCUUAGGAGACAGAGGCACCAAAAGCUAGAAAACAGAAAUAAUGAGAGCAAUAUUUUGCAGCUUAUUGGGUUAAUAGGCAACAGAUCAGUAACAUGAGUUGGUAUAAAAGCAGCAUCUUAGAGAGGCAAUAGUUUCUGUGUAGUAAAGAGAGCCGCAUGAUAAAAGUGGCUCUGCCAUCCAAGAUCACAAUAACGUCAAAGCACAAAUGUAGAGGAAGAGCUUAUGAGAUGAGCUUGAGUUUCCUGUAGUGAGACUAGUUACAGUCACAAACUAGUCACGCCUCACUCACAAAGAAAAACCACACAAAGAGGAACCUUUGCCACUCUGCUUCAGUUCUUUAAAAAGGACAUUCAGACAUUUCUUUUCUCAUCAUGAACACAUCAAACAGCACCACAGAAGAUGACCGGGUUUAUGCUGGGAUCUUUGGCUGCAUUAUGGUGAUAGGUCUGCCACUCAACGCAGUCUCACUGUGGAUUCUUCUUCGCCGCCACAGCCUCAAAUCACCCAACGCUGUCUUCAUGGUGAACCUGGCACUCUCAGACCUGCUAGCCAUCAUCUCUUUGCCCAUGAGGAUCUACCAUCAUGCAACAGGCACCCCACUGGGAAUUUUCACAUGCCUCUUCAGCCUAAUAAUCUUUCGCAAAAACCUCCGCUCCAGCGCCUCCUUCAUCACCUUCAUAAGCGUGGACCGACUGCUGGCUGUGGUUUAUCCUCUGAGGUCUCGCCAUCUUCGGACCUCGUGCAAUGCCUGGAAAGGAGCAGCACUCGUCUGGGGGGUUUUCCUGGUGGUAAAUAUCCCAGAGGGCAUAGGAUUUGUAAAACACGUACAGAACCACACAGAACACAAUUGUUUUCAAUCUCAUUAUUAUAAAAGUAUAACACGAUCAGCAAUUAUUUACCUUCAGAUUGUGUUACUGGUCACAAUGCUAGCAGUCAACAUUGUGUGCACCGUUAUGGUUUCUUGGACUCUACACAAACAUCUCAGUGACUCUGCAAAGGUCAGAAACAAGGUGAACGUAAUGCUGAUUUUUGCCAUCAACUUGCUUAUAUUCUGCACAUGUUUUCUGCCCAUGCCACUACAUGCAGUUACAAAAAGCAAAGGAAAAAUAGCUCCACUGGCAUGUCUGACUGUUUUGAGCUGCUGUCUGGAUCCACUGAUGUAUUAUUUUUCUUUUGACUCCUUCUGGAAGCAAAAAGAGGACGUGGGAAGAGAACUAUAGAUUAGUGACCUGCUAGAGUUGCUAUCAGAUGUCCCACGAUACAUGCCUGUUUUUUUGUUUUUAACAAAGUAGCUCGUUUGUGCACAAGAUUCUUAAGUAGUUCAACCACAUGCAAAGUUUUCAGCAGUUAACCAUCAAUAUUCAUUUCUUCAGCAACAUUUGCGUGAAAGCCAGAGACUGAAACAGCAAAAGCAAAGGCUUGGGUUAGUGGCUUCAUAUUUUAUUUUCACUGCAACAUGAAAGCCUCAGCCACAGAAAGUAUGGAAAAAGGCAGCAAAUCACAUAAUUGAUUAAAUCUACUUUAUAUUUGUUCACUUCACAACCAGUGUUGCCAACUUAGCGACUUUGUCGCUAUAUUUAGCGAGUUUUCAGACCCCUUGUUGAGAGUAAAAGAGAUACGCGCUUUCACGCGCAGCACCCGCUGCUGUAGCGACUUUUUUUUUUUUAGAAAAAAAGUCGCUAC
Molecule: messenger RNA, 6031 nt
Organism: Haplochromis burtoni (Burton's mouthbrooder)
Lineage: Eukaryota; Metazoa; Chordata; Actinopteri; Cichliformes; Cichlidae
Product: lysophosphatidic acid receptor 6-like
Exons: 1
Coding region: 4720-5568 (282 amino acids)
Biological process (GO): positive regulation of Rho protein signal transduction; phospholipase C-activating G protein-coupled receptor signaling pathway
Cellular component (GO): membrane
Molecular function (GO): lysophosphatidic acid receptor activity
Source: RefSeq, a predicted model, not a curated record